CGUCCACUUCAUUUUCAGUCGCUGACGAGGUAGUGCCUCUAUAAACUGGCCGAACGGUUGCCGGAAUUCGACGGACAUCGAAUAAACGGAUUUCGCAACCGCGCCGAGAGCGACGUGGCUUCAGUCGGACCACGCUGGGUGGUUCGAGGCCGAAGUUGCCGAAGUUGCCGGAAUUUGGACAAACUCGGAGAUGAUCACCGCUCAGCUGAACCCGGCCUCCUCGAUCCCGGCUUUUUACGCCGGGAAGAGCAUCUUCAUAACCGGGGCCACGGGGUUCAUGGGAAAAGUUCUUAUCGAGAAGCUGCUCAGGUCGUGUCCGGACAUCCGAGAGAUAUUUCUGCUGAUGCGCCAGAAGAAAGGACAGUCGAUAGACGACAGGAUAAGGAGGAUCGUAGCGCUUCCGCUUUUCGACAAAUUGCGAGAACAAAAGCCCUCGUCUUUCGAAAAGCUCAUCCCGGUGACCGGAGAUGUCUCCGAAGAAGGCCUCGGUUUACCUGCCGUGGAAAGACGAGUUUUAAUCGAGAGAGUGUCCAUAAUAUUCCACGUGGCCGCCAGCGUCAGAUUCGACGACAGCCUGAAGGACGCCAUUUUUCUCAACACGAGAUCGACGAGAGAUGUCUGCAUUCUGGCAGCAAGCAUGAAGCAUCUAGAGACGCUCGUACACGUUAGCACGACCUACAGUCACACGGACAAGCCCGUCGUGAAGGAGGAAUUGUAUCCCGCGGAUGUCGAUUGGAAGAAAACCAUAAAAGUUGCGGAAAACCUGGACGAUCACGUCCUGAGGAUCCUGACAUCGAAGUAUUUAGGAGGAAUGCCUAACACGUACACCUUCACAAAGAGACUAGCGGAAUUUGUCGUGGCCGAUUACGCCGGGAUUCUGCCGAUAGUUGUCUUCAGGCCAUCCAUAGUGAUAUCCUCGCUGGAGGAACCGAUACCUGGAUGGCUGGAUAAUUUCAACGGUCCCGUGGGACUCAUGAUCGGAGGUGGGAAAGGCAUUCUGAGGACAGUUUUCCUAGAACCGAACGUCUCUUCGGAUUUCAUCCCCGUGGAUGUGGCGAUUAAGGCGAUGAUCACUGUCGCCUGGAAGCGGGGCUGCACAACGAUCACUCAGGAUCCUAGAAUUCAGGUUUUCAAUUGCUCGGCCUGCGACAUCAAGAGCAUCUCGAUGAAGGAACUGAUCGACAUGGCGUUCUCCCUGACCGCCAAGAUUCCCCUCGAAGGAGUUCUCUGGGCUCCUCACACCAAACUCACGGCUAGUAAAACCCUUUAUUAUUUCCUCGUGAUUCUCCUGCACCUGUUGCCAGCGUUGCUGAUCGACGGGCUCUUGAAGAUCACCGGUCGGAAGUCAAUGCUCCUCAAGAUUCACAGGAAAGUCUACAUAGCCAACAGCGCUCUGGAAUACUUCACCAAGAACCAGUGGCAGUUUAAAAACGAUAAUUUACUGAAACUUCUAGACGACGUGUCACCAGCGGACAAAUCGAAAUUUAGCUACGAUUAUUACUCCUUCGACAUAUGCGAGUAUUUCACGAAUUGUUUGCUCGGUGCCAAGAAGUACCUUCUGAAGGAAGACAUCGGCAACCUGAAGGAGGCCAAGGCGCACUACGACAAGAUGUGGUGGCUGGACAAGGUGGUGAAGACUUGGCUCGGCCUACUUCUCACGUGGAUCAUCGCGAAAUCCGGCCUGCUCUUCCAGAUUAUCGGCGCCGUCUGCUCGUUCCUCGACGGAUCGAUGUCGAGCGACCGAUAGGAGCCCCCUGCAAUUUGUUUGCCGUUCGUCUGCACCGCCGUCUCAUCGCUAUCGCUUAUCCGGUGAUAAACGUGCACUUCGGUCCUCCGCGAUUUAUCCACGGUCGGCAUGGUUGAGCAACCGUUGCGUUUUUGCGCCAGUGACCGAGAAAGGGUUCACUUUAAACGUUAAUAAACUGUCAAGACAAUACCGGAAGAUAGGGAAACCUUUUGACCGGUACACCUUACCGGAGGGAUGGUCUGGUUUGAUUAAACGAACUCAGUCGUCGUAACCGGUAUAGUUGUAUUAAUAUUUCACGCGAAACCCUAUCGAGUUUCCCGACCAGCUGGAUCUUUCUUCGAACUCGAGCGACCAAAUUAUCUGUUGCUCGAUUGGAUCGAUACCCGUUUCAUUAUUAGAUGGAAAUUAAUCUCGUUGCCGAAAUAAAGGUUGACCGUCUUGACGCUUUCUUUAA
Orussus abietinus is the source of this 2201-nucleotide messenger RNA. Its product is annotated as fatty acyl-CoA reductase 1. Gene Ontology annotation, cellular component: peroxisome. The coding region runs from base 191 to 1747 and encodes 518 amino acids. The transcript is spliced from 10 exons. Gene Ontology annotation, biological process: long-chain fatty-acyl-CoA metabolic process. The record is from RefSeq and is a predicted model, not a curated record. Gene Ontology annotation, molecular function: alcohol-forming very long-chain fatty acyl-CoA reductase (NADP+) activity. Lineage: Eukaryota; Metazoa; Arthropoda; Insecta; Hymenoptera; Orussidae.